Jaculus jaculus (lesser Egyptian jerboa) is the source of this 2726-nucleotide messenger RNA. It is a transcript of the gene Trim45, whose product is annotated as tripartite motif containing 45. Gene Ontology annotation, molecular function: zinc ion binding; protein binding; ubiquitin-protein transferase activity. The record is from RefSeq and is a predicted model, not a curated record. The coding region runs from base 109 to 2079 and encodes 656 amino acids. Gene Ontology annotation, cellular component: nucleoplasm; chromatin. The transcript is spliced from 6 exons. Gene Ontology annotation, biological process: positive regulation of DNA-templated transcription. Lineage: Eukaryota; Metazoa; Chordata; Mammalia; Rodentia; Dipodidae.
GGGAGGGGGGUGACCGUGACGGACGUGAAAGUCAGGACGAGCGCGAGACCUAGAUCCAAGAGCGCGUAGGCAAAGGGAGGACGUGGGGAGGGCGCGAUCGUGUCUGGUAUGGGAUGCCGUGGAAAGGAGGGACCCCCGUCGCAGACCCUGAGUAGAUGUGUGGAUGGUUCCCUGGAGGAGCCCUCACCUUCCCGUUUGCCCUUUCCUUUGCUUGCACCAGGAUCCCCAUGGUCUCUGUUCGGGUUCUGCAAACUUUCUCUUUGGGUGGGUUUAGUCAGCUAUUGCAGUAUAGAACUGCCAGGGCUCUUUCUGGUACUGGGGGUAAACGUGAGGACUAUGUCAGAAAACAGGAAGCCGCUUCUGGGCUUCGUGCGCAAGCUCUCCAGUGCGACUGCGCUGGGGAACUCGGGCAAGACUCACUGCCCCCUGUGCAUGGGCCUUUUCAAAGCGCCCAGGCUCCUGCCUUGUUUGCACACGGUGUGCACCACGUGUCUGGAAAAGCUGGAACCCUUCUCAGUAGUGGACGUCCGAGAGGGAGGCUCUGACACAAGCUCUGAGGGGUCAAUAUUCCAGGAACUCAAGCCUCGCAGCCUGCAGCCGCAGAUUGGUAUCCUCUGUCCGGUAUGUGACGCUCAGGUGGACCUGCCCACGGGUGGAGUGAAAGCUUUAACCAUCGACCACCUGGCCAUGAAUGAUGUGAUGCUGGAGAGUCUGCGGGGGGAAGGCCAGGGCCUGGCGUGUGACCUGUGCAGCGACAGAGAAGUAGAGAAGAGAUGUCAGACCUGCAAAGCCAAUCUGUGCCACUUCUGCUGCCAGGCUCAUAGACGGCAGAAGAAAACAACGUAUCAUACCAUGGUGGACCUAAAAGACCUGAAAGGUUACAGCCGAGUUGGAAAGCCCAUCCUGUGUCCUGCUCACCCUGCAGAGGAGCUGCGGCUGUUCUGUGAGCUCUGUGACCGGCCCGUGUGCCGGGACUGCGUUGUGGGGGAGCACCGGGAACACCCUUAUGACUUCACCAGCAAUGUCAUCCACAAGCAUGGGGACUCAGUGCGUGAGCUCCUCAGAGGCACCCAGCCCCACGUGGAGGCCCUGGAGGAAGCCCUGGCUCAGAUCAAAAGCACAAACAGUGCCCUCCAAGAGCGAGUGGAGGCAGUGGCAGCUGAUGUCCAGAGGUUCUCUGAGGGCUACAUAAAAGCCAUUGAGGAACAUCGGGACAAGUUGCUGAAGCAGCUGGAAGACAUACGAGUCCAGAAGGAAAACUCCUUGCAGCUGCAGAAAGCACAGCUGGAACAGCUGCUGGCAGACAUGCGGACGGGAGUAGAGUUCACUGAGCACUUGCUGACCAGCGGCUCAGACCUGGAGAUCCUCAUCACGAAGGGCGUGGUGGUAGAACGGCUCAGGAAGCUGAACAAAGUUGAAUACAGCACCUGCCCUGGAGUAAAUGAAAAGAUCUGCUUCUCACCUCAGGAAAAGGCAGGCCAGUGCCGUGGUUAUGAAGUUUAUGGGGCCAUUAAUACCAAACAGGUUGAUCCAGCCAAAUGUGUCCUUCAAGGAGAAGAUCUCCACAGAGCUCGGGAGAAACAGACAGCCUCUUUCACCCUGCUUUGUAAGGAUGCUGCAGGAGAGAGCAUGGGCCGGGGAGGAGAUAACAUCCAUGUUGCAGUUGUCCCUAAAGAUAAGAAAGACAGUCCAGUCAGAACAAUGGUCCAGGAUAACAAGGAUGGCUCCUACUACGUUUCCUACAUCCCCAAGGAACCAGGAAUCUAUACUGUGUGGGUCUGCGUCAGAGAGCAGCACGUGCAGGGCUCGCCGUUCACUGUGAAUGUGAGGAGAAAGCACCGCCCACAUCCAGGCGUGUUUCACUGCUGCACCUUCUGCUCCAGCGGAGGCCAGAAAAAUGUACGCUGUGCCUGUGGAGGCACCAUGCCUGGUGGAUACCAAGGCUGUGGCCAUGGACACAAAGGCCACCCAGGUCGUCCCCACUGGUCUUGCUGUGGAAAGUUCUCAGAGAAGUCUGAGUGCACAAGCACAGGUGAUCAGAGCGCACCCAGGAGUCUGCUUCGGACCGUGGCACUCUAAUGGCUUGCUGGGCAUGAGCUCAGCUUGGUAAAUGUACAGGCAGUCUAACUUCAAAUUUCCUAAGGACCCUAGAGCUUCAUUAGUUCUGAAAAGACUGACAGAAUUAAACACAAAGUGCCUUAUCUAGCAUUUCAGUUCACAUACUUUUUGUGAGUGCUUAUAAUUGUGGGUGGCUGAAUGCCCUAGACUGUCAAAGAAAGGUUGCCAGUGUUCUUUCUGUACAACAGGAGAUUCCUUUCUGCUUCAUUCAGGCAUGGGUUUCCUCUUCCUUCUGGAAGCCAGAAAGAUUGUGAUUUGGGGUAGGGCAUACAAGUAGACAGCUAAUAAAGGGGAAUGGUGUUGAAAGAUCUCACACAUCUGCUGCAAUUCUAGAGACCUUCAUCCUCCUCAGCUUUCUUUGGCUGUGAAGGAGUAACCUUUGCUUGUGUCUUUAUAUCUAGAAAUUGAGCUGAAAGCUUUUACUCUUACAGGGAGCCUUGAUAGCUGCUGGAAAGUUCUACAGAGAGGACUUAGCACUGCCUCAGGCUUGUCAAGGUCUUCUCCAUAUAAAUUUUGUGUGUUUAAGGAUGCUUGAUGUCUUAAAUAGCAGUAAAAACUGAGUAUGUGUUUAAUAAAAUUACUGAGAUUUUCACUGUGACAUCCCCUAA